AUGAUGAAACAGGUUUCCAUUCUUUGUGCAGUCAUGUUGGCUGCGAAAAGUGUUGCAGGUGCUUAUGUUCCUGGAAGUGGUCAAGAUUGGGCCCAAUUGUUGCCUGAAUCCCAACCUCUUCAAGGGAGUUACGACACCCUUCCUUUCAAGUUUGGUAUCGUUGUUAACUCUUUCCGUUUGAAUGAAGAUGGGGUAUACGAAGAACCAGAAGUUAGAAAACCAAUCAGAUCUGUUACUACUACAUUUGCUACCUCAAAAGUUACCACGUUCACCACUUCACACCUUACUACCUUCACAACCUCUGGGAUCACCUCGGCUCCAAAGGCAACACAUACAGCUGAUAUUGUUCAUCAAAUUUAUGACGGACAAGUUCAAAAGCCUGAUGGCGAUGAACCUUGUGAUGAAAAUACUGAGCCUUGUGAUGAUGUCCCUGAACCUUGUGAUGAAGAUCCUGAGCCUUGUGAUGAAAGUGAAGCUCAAAAAUGGAGACCUUGGAAAGACUCUGACCCUUGUGAUGAGGAAGAAGAAGCUGACCCAUGUGAAGAAGAUAAUGAUCCUUGUGAAGAAGAUACUGACCCAUGUGAUGAACCUUGUGAAGAUGUAGAACCUUGUGAAGAAGAAGUUGAUCCAUGUGAAGAUGAUAGAUAUUCAACCAAAAGAUCUUAUGAUGAUGAUUGUGAUGAUGAUGAUUUUGUAUCCCCUGUAUAUGCUGUUGCAUGUGCUACUGAUACUACUCUUCUGAUUGUGCUUGAGAAUGGUAUUCUUAAGGAUUCAGAGAAUAGAAUUGGAAGUAUUGUUGCCAGUAGACAAUUUCAAUUUGAUGGUCCUGUUCCUCAAUAUGGUGCAAUUUAUGCAGCAGGUUGGUCCGUCACUAAAGAUGGAAAAUUGGCACUUGGUGGUUCUACCACUUUUUUCCAAUGUGCCUCUGGCGGAUUCUACAAUCUUUAUGAUAAAUACAUUGCCGAGCAAUGUAACCCUGUUACUUUGGAUGUUGUGGAGCUUAUUGAUUGUGUCGCUGAUGACGAAGAUUGCCAAUAUUAA
Molecule: messenger RNA, 1041 nt
Organism: [Candida] anglica
Lineage: Eukaryota; Fungi; Ascomycota; Pichiomycetes; Serinales; Debaryomycetaceae
Source: the annotation of a GenBank genome assembly